Penicillium odoratum is the source of this 1164-nucleotide messenger RNA. Its product is annotated as intradiol ring-cleavage dioxygenase. The transcript is spliced from 5 exons. NCBI's taxonomy places the organism in Eukaryota, Fungi, Ascomycota, Eurotiomycetes, Eurotiales, Aspergillaceae. The record is from RefSeq and is a predicted model, not a curated record. Bases 1 to 1164 code for a protein of 387 amino acids. Gene Ontology annotation, molecular function: ferric iron binding; oxidoreductase activity, acting on single donors with incorporation of molecular oxygen, incorporation of two atoms of oxygen.
AUGGUUCAACUCUCUGCUAUUACCGUCAGCCUGGUCGGUCUGGCUGGUCUUGUCUCCGCUCACCCCGGCCACAAUGUCAAGGCUGAAGCUGCUGAGCGUGCUGCCUUCUUGAAAGAAGCUAGCAUUCAAACUCGCAGUCUUUCGCAGUGCGCAUCGAAGCUCAAGGCUCGGGGUCUCGAUAACAAGAAUGUUGCUCGCCGUGAGCGCGCUGUGAAGAACAUUCGUCGUCGCCGUGGCCUCAACAACGAGGCUCAAUUCCUCAAGGCUCGUGACCUUGAUACUGUGGUUAACACCUCGCACCACUCGAACCUAACAAGCGUCGAUAUGUCAACUGAUCCCAGCGUUCUGUUCGGAUCUGAAGCUACCUGUAUCCUGGGACCAGAUGUUACCCAGGGUCCUUACUACGUGUCUGGCGAGUUGAUUCGUGAGAACAUUGUCGAGACUCAGAGUGGUGUCCCUCUCUAUAUGGAUAUCCAGGUCGUUGACACCAACACCUGCGAGCCCCUGCCUAACGUCUACAUGGACCUCUGGCACUGUAACUCUACAGGUGUCUACUCCGGCGUCCAAGCCAGCGGAAACGGCGACUCAUCCGACGCAACAAACCUCGACAACACUUUCCUCCGUGGUAUCCAGCCCAGCAAUAGCGAUGGCGUCGUUCAAUUCGAAUCCAUCUUCCCGGGCCACUAUACCGGCCGUGCCACCCACAUCCACGUCCUCACUCACUCAUCAAAUGACACCGUGCUCGCAAACGAUACCCUUUCAGGUCUAUACACCGCCCACUCCUCGCACGUGGGCCAGCUCUUCUUCGACCAGGACCUUAUCACGGAGGUCGAGAAGACUUCUCCUUAUUCGACCAAUACUCAGGACUUGACCACAAACGCUGACGAUAGCAUUCUUUCCGAGGAAGCUGAUACGAUUGAUCCGUUCAUGGAGUACGUGCUCCUUGGCGAUGAUGUUUCUGAUGGCGUUUUUGCUUGGAUUACUGUUGGCAUUGACUCGACUGAGAGUACGGAUGUUACUCCUGCUGCUUAUUAUACCGAGGAGGGGGGCGUUGAGAAUGACAGUUCUUCUGGUAUGGGUGGUGGUGGUGGUGGUGGUUCUGCGCCUGGCUCUGGUUCUUCUACCAGCAGUGCUCGUGGUAGCAGCAGGACUCACGGAGUUUAG